This is a messenger RNA of Cataglyphis hispanica, 1642 nucleotides long. It is a transcript of the gene Arc42, whose product is annotated as short-chain specific acyl-CoA dehydrogenase, mitochondrial. The transcript has 5 exons. Gene Ontology annotation, biological process: fatty acid beta-oxidation using acyl-CoA dehydrogenase; butyrate catabolic process. Lineage: Eukaryota; Metazoa; Arthropoda; Insecta; Hymenoptera; Formicidae. The coding region runs from base 202 to 1440 and encodes 412 amino acids. The record is from RefSeq and is a predicted model, not a curated record. Gene Ontology annotation, molecular function: flavin adenine dinucleotide binding. Gene Ontology annotation, cellular component: mitochondrion.
UUUUAUAUCGUAAAAAAAAUAUUUUCUUAUAACUUUUUUUAAUGUAUUCCUUGUAUAGCUAAAAUUUGACUUACGGUAUGUAUAUAUGUAUGUAAUGAAUAUAUAUGGAGUCAUGUUCUAAUCAAAGCUUCAAAGUUUGUUUUAAUUUGUUGUAUACGCGCUUCAUAAAACAACAAGUUCUACAACUCUUCUACAAGUUUAAUGUCAAUACAAAUAACAAUGGCAUUGUGCUCGAGAUUACUUGCAAAUUUCAAUAAUAUGUCCAGAACUGCCAGCCGUCAUAUUGCCUCACUUUCUAUGUUGCCAGAUACGCAUCAGAUGUUAUAUAAAACAUGCAGAGACUUUGCCGAAAAUGAAUUGAAACCCAUUGCAGCAGAGAUUGAUAAGAAACAUCUCUUUCCAAAGGAACAGAUCAAGAAAAUGGGUGAAUUAGGUCUUAUGGGUUUGUGUGUUCCCGAAGCAUUAGGUGGCACAGGACUAGAUGCCCUGGCCUAUGCUAUAGCCAUGGAGGAAAUUUCAAGAGGUUGCGCAACUGCUGGAGUUAUCAUGAGCGCACACAAUUCUCUCUAUUUGGGCCCUAUAGAUUAUUUUGGGACUGAUAAGCAGAAAAAAAAGUAUAUUACUCCUUUUGUGACUGGAGAAAAGAUUGGUUGCUUUGCGCUGAGCGAACCAGGCAAUGGAUCUGAUGCUGGUGCAGCAUCUACUAUUGCCAAGGCAGACGGAAACGCUUAUACAAUUAAUGGCACCAAAUCAUGGAUAACUAAUGCAUACGAAGCCAAGGCAAUAGUUCUCUUCGCGACGACCGACAAGUCUAAGAAACACAAAGGUAUAAGUGCUUUCAUAGUUGAUAAUCCGACAACCGGUCUAAGUUUAGGCAAGAAGGAGGAUAAAUUGGGUAUACGAGGAAGCAGUACUUGUUCCUUAAUCUUUGAAGACUGUCAAGUGUCAAAAGAUAACGUCCUAGGCGAACCAGGAAUGGGCUUUAAAAUUGCGAUGAUGACUCUAGACAGUGGCAGAAUAGGAAUCGCCGGACAAGCAUUGGGUAUAGCUCAGGCAUCCUUGGAUUGCGCGAUAGAUUACGCAGCAAAACGCCAAGCCUUUGGUCAAUCUAUCAUAAAAUUACAGGCGAUUCAGCAAAAAAUUGCCGAUAUGGCUCUGAAACUGGAAAGUUCGAGAUUGUUGACGUGGCGAGCGGCACAACUCAAGGAUAACGGCAAGUCAUAUACAAAGGAAGCCGCUAUGGCAAAACUCUCUGCAUCAGAAACCGCCACAUUCUGUGCUCAUCAAUGCAUACAGAUUUUGGGAGGGAUGGGAUACGUGUCGGACAUGCCGGCGGAACGUCAUUAUAGGGACGCACGUAUCACGGAGAUCUACGAGGGCACAUCAGAGAUCCAGAGGCUCGUGAUCGCCGGAAAUCUUAUCAAAGAGUAUGGUCUCUGAAUUGAGAUCGCACUAUACAUACACGUAAGAUAAUAUUCCUUGUUAUUUUUUUUGCUUUUGUAUAUUCAAAUCAAAAUAUAUUUUAAAUGUAUUGUAUUGAUAUUAAAUUGUAUAUAUAUUCAAUUUUAUAUAUAUAUUUUUAUAUAUGAAGAAAGAAAAUAUUGAAAUAAAUUGCAUAUGCUAUGCCUUAUAAUUUUAUUAA